This is a messenger RNA of Paramacrobiotus metropolitanus, 826 nucleotides long. RefSeq lists its product as uncharacterized. Bases 165 to 482 code for a protein of 105 amino acids. The record is from RefSeq and is a predicted model, not a curated record. The transcript has 2 exons. NCBI's taxonomy places the organism in Eukaryota, Metazoa, Tardigrada, Eutardigrada, Parachela, Macrobiotidae.
ACUCUGGCAUGUAGAAAAACGCAUGGGCACACAAAAUAAUCUAUGGCAAAUAUUUUGUAACGUGCUACCGUCAGCUAAGAAAAAUUUAAAUAGGAGCGCAUUUUUUCGACCGUCCCGUGAAAUCAGAAUUUUCUGCUUUUUCCACGCAUUGCCAGUAUUAUAAAAUGAAUUCCCGGGUAUCGACAAUAGUCCCCGUUUUCUUGAUCCUGCUGAUCGGCAGCACAGUUUGUGUGCCGGUACAUUCCGUCGCCAAGCGCGGCGUGGUGAAGGACGCCAUCAUCGGCGCCAUCGGUGGCGCGGUCCUCGGGGCGGUCGUGCCGGGGAUGAGUGCCAAGCAGGGUGCGGCAGCGGGAGCGGCCGCCGGGGCCGGUUACGGUGCCUACAAAGACUACAAGACGAAGAAGCAGCAGAAACAGGGACAGCAAGGCGCCGGGAACGUGCACCACGGCGAUGUCAACCAUGAUGUCAAUCACGAUUAUUAACGUGCAAUGUACAUUGACUAAUCUCGCUUUUUUAGCCGUACACACUUUUUAAUUCUUAAAACUGGGCUUUCUGGCACUGCUUUGCAUAAAUGGGUUGGUUUAGUGAAGAGCGGCGAGUAAAACUGAUGUUUUCCGGGAAUAUGUCUUAAUCACGUCCUCCAGAAGCGUUUGUUGAGCACUUCGCCUAAUAUGUUGUGUAAAGAUUGCACCUUGAGAUGUUUGUGCUGACCGUUUGAUCAAGUGUUUAGUUACUUGAUGAUUGUAAUCGCCGGUUGACUCAUCGUAACCCGAGCGCGUGCAUUUCCGUUGAAACGGUUCGACAGUCGGUAAAAGCGGUGCAGUUG